AUGGCGAGUGGAAUCGGCAAUCUCCUGGCCCAAAUCACCGGCGAGAAGCCCUCAUCAAGCCCCGCUCGUCCUGUCCCCCGCCCGUUCCCCGUCCCCAAGCGGAAACCCGACGAGGAACUGCGCAGAGAUCCCGCAAAGUCCCUGAAGACGGGGUCCGGAAACACCCCUGCGUCGCGUCCCCUGGCUCGCCCCUCCCUACCUAUGAGGCCCGACGAUAAGCCCUCAUCGUCCCUCACCCGUCCGCUGAACUCAUCCCGACCCCUCGAUAAUAAGGCUAGUUCGUCGUCCCUCUCGCGUACUCCGUCCCGACCCGAUGCGUCCUCCUCGCGAUAUAACGGCAUGGCCGGUUCGCGGCCCUCCUCAGCGCCUGCUAAGCCAGUCGGCGUGACAAAGCCCGCGUCUUCUACGACUCCAGCGAGGCCCCCGAAGAAGGGUUCUUUCGCCGAGAUUAUGGCCCGGGCUCAACGAGCCCAGGAAACGAUGGGUCAAGUCGGCAAGAUCCAGCACAAGAAGGUUGAAAAGCCCUCCUUGAAGAAGGAAAAGGACGAGCCGAAACCAGACCCCCGCUCCGCCCCCCGAAAACCCAUCUCCGGCCGAAACGCUCCCACGUCGUCCCGACCCAAUGCAGUCCCGUCCUCCUCAGCCCCCUCCUCGAGAGACCCCCGUCGUGGCUCCACCUCCACCAACACCGCAAAGAGGAAACCAUCCGUUGCCGCUGCCGCCCCCGAACCCGAACCCACCAAGAAGAUCCGUAGGCCCCCGACCACAGGCUACGCCGGCACUGCUCGUCCCCGCCCGAACGCCCCCUCCACCGAAAAGAAGAAACCCACCACCGGCGGCGUCAUCCUCAACCCCACCAUGUCCCGCUACGGCUCCGACAAACGCCGCCGCUCUUCUCGCUACGAGGAAGAAGACGACGACAUGAGCGACUUCAUCGAGUACGAUGACGACGAAGAUGAGGGCGGUAUGCCCGGGCGCCACUAUUACUCCGAUGAUGGGUCCUCGGAUAUGGAGGCGGGCAUGGACGAGAUCGACGACGAGGAAGAACGCGCUGAGUAUCUCGCUAGACAGGAUGAUUGGCGUGAGCAGCAGCUGGAGAAGAGGUUGAAGUUGGAGAAGGAGAAGAGGAAACGGGAGGCGCUUGAUUCUUUGCGUCGUCGUUGA
This is a messenger RNA of Scedosporium apiospermum, 1164 nucleotides long. RefSeq lists its product as uncharacterized. The transcript is spliced from 2 exons. NCBI's taxonomy places the organism in Eukaryota, Fungi, Ascomycota, Sordariomycetes, Microascales, Microascaceae. The record is from RefSeq and is a predicted model, not a curated record. Bases 1 to 1164 code for a protein of 387 amino acids.